GCGCAAGCUCCCAAACCAUUGCCCUCCUAUAGUCCUCGCGUCACUCCCUCGGCGGCGAAAAGAUCGGUGGUUGCGACCCUCCGCGAAGCGAAGCGUCACGGUAAAGGCUGCUACCAAGCCCAGAACACCCCGAUCGAUCGGCGGCAUGGCCGGGAGCGCGAGGUCGGCGGCCGCGAAGCACGCGUACCGGAUGUUCGCGCCGUCCAGGGGCGCCGCGGCGAGGGGACCCGGCGCCGGCGCGGCGGAGGAGUUUGACGAGUCGGACGUCUGGGGCUCGUCCGGCCCCGGGGCCGGCGGCGGCGUGGACACCGGCCCCGGCGCGGAGCUGGCCGCCGCCCGGGCGCGGCCGAUCUCGGCCUCCCGCGCCGCGCGGAAGAAGCCGGCGGACGGCGGCGGCGGCGCGCCGGGGUCGCUGCCGAUGAACAUACCGGAUUGGCAGAAGAUCCUCGGGGUCGAGUACCGGGACCACCACGCGGGCGAGUGGGAGCUCGACGGGGACGACGACGGCGGCUACGGCAGGGCGGGCGGCGGCGGCGCGGAGAUGGUGCCGCCGCACGAGCUGGCGUGGCGCAGCCGGGCCGCGUCGCUUUCGGUGCACGAGGGGAUCGGCAGGACGCUCAAGGGGCGCGACCUCAGCCGGGUCCGCGACGCCGUCUGGAAGAAGACCGGCUUCGAGGACUGAACUGUGAGCGGAUCGACGCGUGCCGGCGGGAGAGCUUGGCUCGCUCGGCGCCCGGUUGCCGGUUGCUCUAGGUAGCAGCCAGUCGUAGGUUAGAAAAAUGAGCACUGCUAAUUGCUUAUCUCUUGAUUUCUUUUUCUUUCUUCCUCGCCUCCUUUUCUUUUUUCUUUUCUUUUUUGCCUUGCGUAAAGGGGAAACAGAUCGGGGUAGCAAGCCUUUGUUGUUUUGUUCAUGGAGAUGCAAGCCGGAGGUUGGGGGGUGUUGAUUCAUGGUGUGACAAUUUUAAGGGCACCUGGAGAAAGGACGAAUUUGUACGAUCAAGUCGAUAUUGAUCCCUUGUCUGCUAUCUCUUUCUAGAAUGGAAAAUGUUUAAUUCU
This is a messenger RNA of Panicum hallii, 1056 nucleotides long. RefSeq lists its product as uncharacterized. The coding region runs from base 146 to 682 and encodes 178 amino acids. Lineage: Eukaryota; Viridiplantae; Streptophyta; Magnoliopsida; Poales; Poaceae. The transcript has a single exon. The record is from RefSeq and is a predicted model, not a curated record.